Messenger RNA from Geodia barretti, 2821 nucleotides. Lineage: Eukaryota; Metazoa; Porifera; Demospongiae; Tetractinellida; Geodiidae. The record is from the annotation of a GenBank genome assembly.
AUGCGCGCGUGGUGGCCCAUGCCUGUUGCAGUGAUCAGCUCAUCCUCAAAUAUUUUGUGAAAGAUCCUCUUGUACUGCGACCGAGUCACGGCCUCCACUAGCUCCUAUCCUCCACGAACCAGAGUUCAUUCUCCAGACUGGUCCCUUCAGUCACAUUGUUACUAUUCUGGAGCGGAGCUCAGCCCUAUUACAUCUUUAUCUUCCUCUUGCUAAAGCGGUUGCAAGAGACUGUAGCACAGACAAAAAUAGGCCAUGGGCACAUUCCUUUUGCUUCACACCUAUUAUGCACAUGCGGAAACUCUUUCUCAUAUGUACUAGGAACUCCAGGUGGCUGUAUAUAGUGCUCCCCGCACUGAUUGCGGGGUCCUCCCCUUGUACGGCUCAAUAUGGAGGCGAGACCCUGCAAUUCCUCAAAAUGAUGACACACCUCACGGUCAAAGACUACAUCGACUUUGGUAACCCUCACGGUCAGCUCCCUCUCUCACCGCACCCAACACUAGCAUUGUAAUUAGAGGGGUUCCACACGAUGUGUGCCGGUCAGCUCUCUCUCUCUCACCCACUGUAUCCAGAGAAGCCUAUAUCACUAAGUACAGUAGUAUAUCUUAGGGAUAGGGGACUUCUUGUCUCUCUGUCGCCUGUGUAUGGUGGAGAAGACGUUCAUCAGUGGAGGGUUGAUUGACAUUCUUAGUCCGCAGCUCAGCUCAACUCUUGUGUGGUGUCUGAGUCAUGUGACUCAUCCCUACGUCCACCUCACCGAGGACAGCUACGAUCAGGUCAGUCUUCCCCUGCUGUCGGUGUUCGGGAAGGAUGCUCCUUCGAGUCAGUGGCUGUGCGUGUUUUUACUGGACAAGGUGACCUUUAACCUCUCUGUCUGGUCAAUGGAGGAGUCUGUUGCCGUGGAUACCGUCGCACUACUGGGGACUCUCGUCAAGAACACUGACAGGCAAGGAGAAGAAAAUAAACUUGACCGGAAAGUGAGGUUGAGAUAUCAUUAGUUGUCUGAAUUUCGUGUGUGUGUGUGUGUGUGUGUGUCGUUACCAGCCUUGCGUGUGACUACGCCUUAUUACUUCACUUUAUUGUCGUACAUGUACUACAUAUGUCUCCCCCCUCCCCCCAGGGCGUCUGUGGUUGUGAAAUGUGAGAUGAUCUGGUCACUAAUGAGAGGGUUUGCCUCCGGAGGUCCCGAGGUGGCCGCCCUCCCUCCCCGGGCCCAGCGAGACCUCGUCACCUCCCUCGUCAGAUGUGCAGUCAGAGAGUCCAGACAACCCUUCCUCUCUCAGAGGUUCUCGUCUCUGGUUCUGAACCCAAACCUGAGACCAGGAGAGAGCCACAGCCCAGCGACCAUCAGGGAACUCCUGUGUCUCCUGGAGGCCCUGUGUGGACUGGCACUCAACACCCGACCUGCCCUCAUACAGGUGUGGGUGGGUCUCUAUAGUCACUAAGGUUGUCUCUAUCUCAAAGGGUCCCUUAUCGGAGGUUCCGCUGUAUUCAUGAGUCGACGCCGUUGUUUCCUUACGUAGGAGUUCUUUGACUACCUGCUACCUCUAUUGCAAGCCUCAGUCCAGUUGCUGGAGCUGUACACACACACACCAGAGGUCGUGGGGGUCAUUCUCGAGCUCUUUGCGCUGUCAGCUGAGAACUAUGUCGUCUUUCUCAGCCAGGAGCAUACUAUGGAGCUGUACAAGGUGUGUCUGGAUCUCAUACACUCGUACGCCCGUUCCAAUACCGGCAAGUACAGGAGAACCGGUCUGGGUCUGGACGAGGAGGAAUCCUGCGAGGACCUCCUGCAAUUCCUCAAAAUGAUGACACACCUCACCGUCAAAGACUACAUCGACUUUGAUGGAGAGUCGGUGAAGCCAGUUGACGUGGUCGUAGCCGGACUGAACACAAUCCUCCCUCUCAUGACCAAUGAAAUCCUCAAGUUCUACAUUCUAGUCAACUAUGUCUGUGAGAGCUGUCCAGAAAAGCUCCCCACAAUUCCCCACCAGUUGUUCCUCACCUUCAUGGACCUACUGGAGACCGGUCUACACAACUAUGGCCCUGAGGUCCGGAUCCUCUGUCUAGAGGGUAUCGAGGGUGUGGCUUCCUGCCACGCCCGGGCGGGGCCUCCCCACUCCUCCCAGACUCUCACCGAUGUGAUAUUUGAUCAAAUGCUGAGUGCUUCAUUUGAUAUGGACACCAUUCAUUCCACCAGUGGAGCAGUCUAUGCCAUCAUAUGCUACCAUAUGGAAAGCUACCUAUCCCUAGCCAACUCCCUCAUCUCCUCCCAGUCAGAUCCCCAGAACCAGAGCCGUCUCAUGGAGGCCUUCUCUCUCCUCACUCCUCCCUCUCUCCCUCUGGACUCCAAGAGAACUUCCAAAAUCACUUUCAGAAAGAACCUCGAGCAGUUUCUACCGUUUGUGAAAGGUUUCUUGUGUUACAAAUGACGACACACACGUUUCAUCAUCAGUUGUUUUCUUUUUUUUACCAUUAUAGCAACUAUCUGGCGUCAUAUACCAUUCUGUGGGAUGAAUGCUUUUUAUUUCAUAGUGAGACUUGUAAUCAUGUGAGGGAGGACAUAUGUACUUGCAGUUUGGUGGGAAAGUUUGUGGCACAAAACUUUUGCAGAUUAAUUUUUGUAGGUUUACACCCACAAAAUGUCGCAGACAAAAAAAAGACUUCCUCCCCUACAUGUUUUCUAUGUUUACACAACUGCAACAAAGGGCAUGUGGUGCUCCCUGAUUAACCCUCGGCGUGCAUGUGCAGCGAGGGUUAGUGUAGUUGUCGUGUGUGUCUGUCUGUCUGUCUGUCUGUCUGUUACCCAACAUCUCACUUCACGAGC